GAAACUCCUCCUUUUCUUCUCUUCAUAUCAGUUAGAAGUGAAAGUGAAAGUCAGCAGGUUGUUUUAGUGAAGAGAAAAACAUGAAGUUCUUUGUGGAAUAAAAUCACAGAUCAAGCUAAGUUCAUGCUGAAAGAAAUCUGACUUUCUGAAAAAAUGUCAGUGAAAUGUGAGAAAAUCAGAACCUCUAAAAUGAGUUGUAGAAAGGAUCAGAAAACGACAAAAAGUGAAACUGUAAGAAGUCCCAAUGCUCCUGUACCCAGCAGUGUGUCCUUUAAAAGUGACCAUUCAAAGGCACAAUCUAUCCACUUUAAAGAUGGAACAAUCUCUCAGAAAAGUGAAACUCAGAGCAGGCCCAAUGCUCCUGUACCCAGCAGUGUGUCUUUUAAGAGUGACCAUUCAAAGGCACAAUCUAUCAACUUUAAAGAUGGAACAAUCUCUCAGAAAAGUGGAACUCCGAGAAGGCCUAAUGCUCCUGUACCCAGCAGUGUGUCCUUUAAGAGUGACCAUUCAAAGGCACAAUCUAUCCACUUUAAAGAUGGAACAAUCUCUCAGAAGAGAGCCCCAAAACAGAACUCAAAAAUCAUCCACAGAAAUUCAGUGGAGUCCAUAUUCAAGGAGCUGCAGCAUAAAUUCAUCACUGUAUUGAAGAAUGAGCUGAACAGGUUCGAGAAGCUACUUAGUGCUGAUAACCCAGCAUGCUCUGAGAGGGGGGAGGAAGAGGCAGAGGAAGAGGAUCUGCACUGUGUUAGAGAGGGUGUGCUGAAGAUCACACUGUACAUCCUGAAGAACAUGAAGCAGAAAGAUCUCGCUCACACCCUGCAGAUCAAGAUGGCCUCUGUGUAUCAGCAAAAGCUCAAAUCUGGACUUCUAAAUAAAUAUAAAAGAAUUAAUGAAGGAAUCUCACAGCAUGGGACAUCUACACUUCUGAAUCAGAUCUACACAGAGCUCUACAUCACAGAGAGUUGGAGUGGAGACAUCAAUAAUGAACAUGAGGUGAGACAGAUUGAGACAGUGUCCAGGAGACCAGCAACAGAGGAGACACCCAUCAAAUGUAAUGAGCUCUUUAAAGACAAGUCCAUCAGAAGUGUGCUGACUAAAGGAGUAGCUGGAAUUGGAAAAACAGUCUCUGUGCAGAAGUUCAUUCUGGACUGGGCUGAAGGAAAAGCAAAUCAGGACAUCAUCUUCCUGUUUCCACUUCCCUUUAGAGAGCUGAAUUUGAUGAAGCAGGAAAACUUCACUCUGAUGAGCCUUAUUCAUCAGUUUUUCCCCAUAAUUAAGGACUUGCAAGUAAUAGACAGCCAUGCCUACAAACUACUUUUCAUCUUUGAUGGUCUGGAUGAGUGUCGACUUCCUCUAAAUUUCCAGAACAAUGAGAGGUUGAGUGAUGUGACAGAGUCAGCCUCAAUGGAGGUUCUGCUAACAAACCUCAUCAAGGGGAAUCUGCUUCCCUCUGCUCUCCUCUGGAUAACCACUCGACCAGGAGCAGCCAGUCAGAUCCCUCCUGAGUGUGUAGACCAGGUAACAGAGGUACGAGGGUUCAAUGAUCCUCAGAAAGAGGAGUACUUCAGGAAGAGUCUCAGUGAUCAGAUCCUGGCCAAUAAAAUCAUCACACACAUGAAGUCUUCAAGAAGUCUCUACAUCAUGUGCCACAUCCCAGUCUUCUGCUGGAUCUCAGCUACUGUUCUAGAGAGAAUGUUGGGUGAAGCAGAGAGUGGAGAGAUCCCCAAGACUCUGACUCAAAUGUUCACACACUUCCUGAUCUUUCAGAUCAAACACAAGGAGCAAAAGUACAGUCAGAAAUAUGACCCUGAUCCACAGAAGAUCAGAGACAGUAUCCUGGCUUUGGGAAAACUGGCUUUCCAACAGCUGGAUAAAGGAAACCUGAUGUUCUAUGAGGAAGACCUGAGAGAGUGUGGCAUUGAUGUCAGUGAAGUGGCAGUGUACUCAGGAGUGUGUACCCAAAUCUUCAGAACAGAGUCUGGACUCCACCUGGGGAAGAUGUUCAGCUUUGUACAUCUGAGUGUUCAGGAGUUUUUGGCUGCAUUAUAUGCGUUUCUCUGCUUCAUUGACAAAAAUCAAACAAAUGAACAAACCACUGAUCUGUCUGGUCUUUUCAACACAUCAGAAAUGUCUGACUUCCUCAAGGGUGCAGUGGACCAGGCCUUACAGAGUGACAGUGGACACUUGGAUCUUUUCCUCCGCUUCCUUCUGGGCCUCUCAGUGGAGUCUAAUAAGAAGCUCAUUCGAGGUCUACUGACACACACAGGAAGCAGCUCUGACUGCCGAAAGGACAUAGUUAAGUACAUCAAGUUAAAGUUCGAACAAAAUCCAUCUCCAGAGAGAUCAAUCAAUCUGUUCUACUGUCUGAACGAGUUAAAUGAUGAUUCACUGGUGAAAGAGAUCCAAAGCUACACGAACUCAGGUCGUCUCUCUGAAGCUGAACUCUCACCUGCUCAGUGGUCUGCUCUGGUCUUUGUGUUGCUGACAUCAGAGGAGGAUCUGGAAGUGUUUGACCUACAGAAGUUUAUAAGAUCAGAUGAAUGUUUUAAGAGACUGUUACCAGUCGUCCAGCAAGCUACAACAGUUCUUCUCAGUGAGUGUAACCUGACAGAGAGAAGCUGCUGGGCUUUACACACAGUUCUCAGCUCAGAAUCCUCCAAGCUGACUGAGGUGGAUCUGAGCAGUAAUCCUCUGGAGGACUCAGGAGUGAAGCUGCUUUGUGCUGGACUGAAGAGUCCAAACUGUAAACUGGAGAAACUCAGGCUUAUUAAAUGUGGCCUAAUGAGGGAAAGCUGUAUAUCUCUGGCAGAAGUCCUCAGUUCACAGCCCAGUUUUCUAACUGAGUUGGACCUGAGUGAAAACAGCCUACAGAAUUCAGGUGUCAUGGAAUUAUCUGAAGGACUCAAGAAUCCAUGCUGUAAUUUGAAGAUAUUAAGACUUUCAGACUGCAGUAUAACAGAGGAAGGAUACACUGCUCUGGCUGACGCUCUGAAAUCAUCUCACCUGAUAGAGCUGGAUCUCAGAGGGAACGACCCUGGAGCAUCAGGAGUGAAAAAACUUGAUGAUACCCAACAUUACAAACUGACAACACUUAGGUUGUUGAAAAGCUCUGCUGCGCAGGAGGCCUGUACUUGGCUAAAUUCAGCUGUAGGUAAAAACCCUUUACUCCUAAAAGAGCUGGAUCUGAGCAGGAAGAAAACAGGAGAUUCAGAAGUGGAGAAACUCUCGGCUCUGAUGAAAGACUCACACUGUAAAUUACAGAAUAUUAAUCUCAGUGAGUGUAACCUGACAGAGAGAAGCUGCUGGGCUUUACACACAGUUCUCAGCUCAGAAUCCUCCAAGCUGACUGAGGUGGAUCUGAGCAGUAAUCCUCUGAAGGACUCAGGAGUGAAGCUGCUUUGUGCUGGACUGAAGAGUCCAAACUGUGAACUGGAGAAACUCAGUCUUUCAGACUGCAGUAUAACAGAGGAAGGAUACACUGCUCUGGCUGAAGCUCUGAAAUCAUCUCACCUGAUAGAGCUGGAUCUCAGAGGGAACGACCCUGGAGCAUCAGGAGUGAAGCUGCUCACUGAUUUAGUGCAGGAUCAAAAGCUAAAGACACUGAGGCUGUUAAAAAGUCCUGAUGCAGUGAAGGCCUGUGAUUCUCUGACUGAGGUUCUGGGUAAAAACCCCUUACUGCAGAGAGAACUGGAUCUGAGUGGAAAAAUAAAAGGAGACUCAGGAGUGAAGCAGCUCUCUGAUCUACUGAAGGAUCCACACUGCAGACCUGAGACACUUAAACUUUCAGACUGCAGUAUAAGAGAGGAAGGAUACACUGCUCUGUCUGAAGCUCUGAAAUCAUCUCACCUGAUAGAGCUGGAUCUCAGAGGGAACGACCCUGGAGCAUCAGGAGUGAAGCUGCUCACUGAUUUACUACAGGAUCCAGACUGUACACUGAAGACACUGAGGUUGUUAAAAAGCUCUGCUGCACAGGAGGCCUGUACUUGGCUAAAUUCAGUUUUAACUACAAACCCUUUACUCCUAAAAGAGCUGGAUCUGAGCAGGAAGGAACCAGGAGACUCAAGAGUAAAGCAGGUCUCUGCUCUGUUGAAAGACUCACACUGUAAAUUUCAGAAAAUAAAGCUGAAUAAAUGUAAUCUGACUGUGGAGAGCUGUUCAGCUUUAGUCAGUGCUCUGAAAUUACAGUCCUGUAGUGUGAGAGAGCUGGACCUGAGUAACAACAAUCUGCAGGAUUCAGGAGUCACUCAGCUUUCUGCUGGACUCAAACAUCAACACUGUAAACUGGAGAUACUGAGGCUUAAUACAUGUGCUUUAACUGAUGGAAGCAGUUCAGCUCUAGCUGAAGUUCUCAGCUCUGAAUGCUGCCAGCUGAGAGAACUGGACCUGAGCAACAACAGUUUGCAUGAUUCAGGGGUCACUCAGCUUUCUGCUGGACUGAAGAAUCCACAGUCUGCACUCACAAUACUGAAACUGUGUAACUGCAGUAUAAAAGCUGAAGGCUGUGCUGCUUUGGCUACAGCUCUGGGAGAAAAUCCCUCACAUCUCUUAGAGCUGGAUCUGAGCGGGAAUAAAGUAGGAGACUCUGGAAUAAAGCAGAUCUCUAAUCUACUACAGAAUCCACACUGCCUCCUAGAAAAACUCAGACUAAUGGACAGUAAUAUCAGAGAGGAAGGAUGCACUGCUCUGGCUGAAGCUCUGAAAUCAUCCCACCUAAUAAAGCUGGAUCUCAGAGGGAACGACCCUGGAGCAUCAGGAGUGAAGUUGCUCAUUAAUUUACUACAGGAUCCACACUGUAAACUGAAGACACUGAGAGAGGAUUCUGACCCCGAGGCUUUUGUGAAAAAACUCAAAUCAGAAAAGAAGAUUACAGACGUUCUCUACAACAUCUUCAAGGAUCUAGACAAUAAAAUGAUUCUAUUUAUAAAACAUGAGCUGGAGAUUCUUAAGAAGUUUCUAAAAAAACAAAACACAAAAUAUUACCAAGAUGUGAGGGAUGAUCUGUGGAGUGUUAAAGAAGCAGCUCUUGACAUGGCAUUGUACUUUCUGAAGUUGAUGGAACACAAUGACCUCGCUGAUGCACUCCAAGAUGCACUAAUAGGAGUUCAGCAGCGUGCACUUAAAUCAAACCUGUGUAAGAAGUUUCAACACGUUUGUGAAGGAAUUGCAAAUCAAGGAGAGUCCAACAUUCUCAACAAGAUCUACACAGAUCUGUACAUCACUGAAGGUGGAGUUCAACAAAUGAAUGAACAACAUGAAGUGAGACAAAUUGAAAAGCAAAAAACUAGUGUGAAAGUUGAAGAAACUCAAAUGGAACAAGAGCAGCAAAUUGAAUGCAAGAACAUGUUCACACCAUCACCUGGAGAAGAAAAACCCAUCAGAACUGUGGUGACACAGGGGGUCGCUGGUAUCGGAAAAUCCAUCUGUGUGCAGAAGUUUGUUCUAGACUGGGCUGAAGGGAAAGAAUAUCAGGACAUCAGGUUCAUAUUUCCACUGCCUUUCAGAGAACUGAACCUGAAAGAAAAGGAAAAAUGCAGCUUGAGGGACGUCAUCUCUCAUUUUUUUCCAGAAACAAAAGGAAUGAGAUUCACAGAUAAGUAUAAAGUCAUGUUCAUCUUUGAUGGCCUGGAUGAGUGUCCACUUCCUCUAACAUUCCAUAAAAACCAGAAAUUGACUGAUGUAACAGAAAAAGCCUCACUGGACACUAUAAUGACAAACCUCAUUGAAGGAAAUCUGCUUCCAUCUGCUCUCAUCUGGAUAACCACUCGACCAGCAGCAGCUGCUAAGAUCCCUGCUGAACAUGUGGACCGGGUCACAGAGGUGCGUGGCUUCAAUGAUGUACAAAAGGUGGAGUACUUCAGGAAGAAAAUCAGUGAUGAGAGUCUGGCCAACAGAAUCAUUGGUCAUAUUAAAGGAUCAAGAAGCCUCUUCAUCAUGUGUCAUAUUCCAGUCUUCUGCUGGAUUUCAGCCACUGUACUUGAGAGGAUUUUGGGAAGAUCAGACAGUGAAGACAUUCCACAGACUCUGACGGAGAUGUACACAUGUUUUCUGAUCUUUCAGACCGUACAGGGGGACAAGAAAUACAAUAGAAAUAAUGCCUCAGACAUUCCAUGGGAUAAAGAGGGAAUUCUUUCAUUGGGAAAGCUUGCCUUUAGUCACCUGGAAAAAAACAACCUGAUUUUCUAUGCAGAAGAUCUAGAAGCCUGUGGAAUUGACCCCAGUAACCUAGCAGUGUACUCAGGAGUGUGCACUCAGGAGACUGGCAGAUUUCUAGGCACAGUUUUCAGCUUUGUGCAUCUCAGCAUUCAGGAGUUCAUUGCUGCUUUGUUUACAUAUGUAUGUGUCCAGAAUGAAAACAAGAAUGUUUUUGAUCAAUCAGAAGAAAGUAAAGAAACACAAGUUAUUGAUUUACUAAAGAUUACAGUGGACAAAGCCUUACAGAGUGACAGUGGACACUUGGAUCUUUUCCUCCGCUUCCUUCUGGGCCUCUCAGUGGAGUCUAAUCAGAAGCUCAUUCGAGGUCUACUGACACACACAGGAAGCAGCUCUGACUGCCGAAAGGACAUAGUUAAAUACAUCAAGUUAAAAUUUGAUCAAAAUCCAUCUCCAGAGAGAUUAAUCAAUCUGUUCUACUGUCUGAACGAGUUAAAUGAUGAUUCACUGGUGAAAGAGAUCCAAAGCUACACGAACUCAGGUCGUCUCUCUGAAGCUGAACUCUCACCUGCUCAGUGGUCUGCUCUGGUCUUUGUGUUGCUGACAUCAGAGGAGGAUCUGGAAGUAUUUGACCUACAGAAGUUCAUAAGAUCAGAUGAAUGCUUUAAGAGACUGUUACCAGUCGUCCAGGAAGCUACAACAGUUCUUCUCAGUGAGUGUAACCUGACAGAGAGAAGCUGCUCGGCUUUACACACAGUUCUCAGCUCAGAAUCCUCCAAGCUGACUGAGGUGGAUCUGAGCAGUAAUCCUCUGAAGGACUCAGGAGUGAAGCUGCUUUGUGCUGGACUGAAGAGUCCAAACUGUAUACUGGAGACACUCAGACUUUCAGACUGCAGUAUAACAGAGGAAGGAUACACUGCUCUGGCUGAAGCUCUGAAAUCAUCUCACCUGAUAGAGCUGGAUCUCAGAGGGAACGACCCUGGAGCAUCAGGAGUGAAGCUGCUCACUGAUUUACUACAGGAUCCAGACUGUACACUGAACACACUGAAUGGAACUGAGCAAAGGCCAAAUUCUCCUGUAUCCAGAUGUGUGUCCUUUAAGGGUGAUCAAUCAAAGCCACUCCCUCUCAUUUUUAAAGGCGGAAGAGAAUCUCAGCAAAGAAAAAACUCUUUCUCAGCUAGACAGCUAAAGCAAACACCCAGAACUGUCAAAACAACAGGGAGACAAUUUAAGGAAAGAGGUCAUUCUCACCGUGAGGCUCCUGUGAAAAACCUCAUCUUAGAAAAGAAGAUUACAGACUUUCUCUACAACAUCUUCAAUGAUCUUGAAAAUAAAAUGAUUAUAUUCAUAAGAAAUGAGCUGGAGAUGUUUAAGAAACUUCUGAGGAAGAAAAAUCCAGAAUAUUACGGAAAUGUGAGGGAUGAUCUGCGGAGUGUUAAAGAAGCAGCUCUUGACAUGGCAUUGUACUUUCUGAAGUUGAUGGAACACAGUGACCUCGCUGAUGCACUCCAAGAUGCACUAAUAGGAGUUCAGCAGCGUGCACUUAAAUCAAACCUGCGUAAGAAGUUUCAACACGUUUGGGAAGGAAUUGCAAAGCAAGGAGAGUCCAACAUUCUCAACAAGAUCUACACAGAUCUGUACAUCACUGAAGGUGGAGUUCAACAAAUAAAAGAACAACAUGAAGUGAGACAAAUUGAAAAGCAAAAAACUAGUGUGAAAGUUGAAGAAACUCAAAUGGAACAAGAGGAACAAAUUGAAUGCAAGAACAUGUUCACACCAUCACCUGGAGAAGAAAAACCCAUCAGAACUGUGGUGACACAGGGGGUCGCUGGUAUCGGAAAAUCCAUCUGUGUGCAGAAGUUUGUUCUAGACUGGGCUGAAGGGAAAGAUUAUCAGGACAUCAAGUUCAUAUUUCCACUUCCUUUCAGAGAACUGAACCUGAAAGAAAAAGAAAAAUGCAGCUUGAUGGACGUCAUCUAUCAAUUUUUUCCAGAAACAAAAGGAAUGAGAUUCACAGACAGGUAUAAAGUCAUGUUCAUCUUUGAUGGCCUGGAUGAGUGUCCACUUCCUCUAAAAUUCCAUGAAAACCAGAAAUUGACUGAUGUAACAGAAAAAGCCUCACUGGACACUAUAAUGACAAACCUCAUUGCAGGAAAUCUGCUUCCAUCUGCUCUCAUCUGGAUAACCACUCGACCAGCAGCAGCUGCUAAGAUCCCUGCUGAACAUGUGGACCGGGUCACAGAGGUGCGUGGCUUCAAUGAUGUACAAAAGGUGGAGUACUUCAGGAAGAAAAUCAGUGAUGAGAGUCUGGCCAACAGAAUCAUUGGUCAUAUUAAAGGAUCAAGAAGCCUCUUCAUCAUGUGUCAUAUUCCAGUCUUCUGCUGGAUUUCAGCCACUGUACUUGAGGGGAUUUUGGGAAGAUCAGACAGUGAAGACAUUCCACAGACUCUGACGGAGAUGUACACAUGUUUUCUGAUCUUUCAGACCGUACAGGGGGACAAGAAAUACAAUAGAAAUAAUGCCUCAGACAUUCCAUGGGAUAAAGAGGGAAUUCUUUCAUUGGGAAAGCUUGCCUUUAGUCACCUGGAAAAAAACAACCUGAUUUUCUAUGCAGAAGAUCUAGAAGCCUGUGGAAUUGACCCCAGUAACAUAGCAGUGUACUCAGGAGUGUGCACUCAGGAGACUGGCAGAUUUCUAGGCACAGUUUUCAGCUUUGUGCAUCUCAGCAUUCAGGAGUUCAUUGCUGCUUUGUUUACAUAUGUAUGUGUCCGAAAUGAAAACAAGAAUGUUUUUGAUCAAUCAGAAGAAAGUAAAGAAACACAAGUUAUUGAUUUACUAAAGAUUACAGUGGACAAAGCCUUACAGAGUGACAAUGGACACUUGGAUCUUUUCCUCCGCUUCCUUCUGGGCCUCUCAGUGGAGUCUAAUCAGAAGCUCAUUCGAGGUCUACUGACACACACAGGAAGCAGCUCUGACUGCCGAAAGGACAUAGUUAAAUACAUCAAGUUCAAGUUUGAUCAAAAUCCAUCUCCAGAGAGAUCAAUCAAUCUGUUCUACUGUCUGAACGAGUUAAAUGAUGAUUCACUGGUGAAAGAGAUCCAAAGCUACAUGAACUCAGGUCGUCUCUCUGAAGCUGAACUCUCACCUGCUCAGUGGUCUGCUCUGGUCUUUGCGUUGCUGACAUCAGAGGAGGAUCUGGAAGUAUUUGACCUACAGAAGUUCAUAAGAUCAGAUGAAUGUUUUAAGAGACUGUUACCAGUCGUCCAGGAAGCUACAACAGUUCUUCUCAGUGAGUGUAACCUGACAGAGAGAAGCUGCUGGGCUUUACACACAGUUCUCAGCUCAGAAUCCUUCAAGCUGACUGAGGUGGAUCUGAGCAGUAAUCCUCUGCAGGACUCAGGAGUGAAGCUGAUUUGUGCUGGACUGAAGAGUCCAAACUGUAUACUGGAGAACCUGAGACUUUCAGACUGCAGUAUAACAGAGGAAGGAUACACUGCUCUGGCUGAAGCUCUGAAAUCAUCUCACCUGAUAGAGCUGGAUCUCAGAGGGAACGACCCUGGAGCAUCAGGAGUGAAGCUGCUCACUGAUUUACUACAGGAUCCAGACUGUACACUGAACACACUGAGGUUGUUGAAAAGUUCUGCUGCACAGGAAGGCUGUGAUUUACUUUCUAGAGUUCUGGGAGUGAACCCCUUACUACAGAGAGAACUCAAUGUGAGUGAGAAAAUAUCUGGAGACUCCCAGGUGAAGCAGCUCUCUGCUCUACUGGAGGAUUCACACUGCAGACCAGAGAUACUCAAGGUAAAUAACAGCAGGAUGACAAAUGAAGGUUGUGCUGCUCUGGCAUCAGCUCUGGGUUUAAACCCCUCACACCUGAGAGAACUGGAGCUGAGUGGGAAUAAACUGGGAGGAUCAGGAAUGAAGCUCUGUGGUGUGCUGAAGAAUCAACAAUUCAAACUGCUGAAACUGGGGUUGUGUAAUUGUAGUCUCACUGAAUAUGAUUGUGCUGCUGUUGUAUCAGCUCUGAGAACAAACCCCUCACACCUCAAGGAGCUGGACCUGAGUGACAAUACAAUUGGAGACACAGGAAUGAAGCAGAUCUCUGAUCUACUGAAGGACUCAAACUGCACUCUGGAGAAACUGAAACUAAAUAACUGUAGUCUCACACAAACACAAUGUGGUGAUCUGGCUAAAGCUCUGGAAUCAAACUCCUCAUCACCUCUGAAAGAGCUGGAGCUCAGAGGAAACUACAGGGUGUCAGAUUGGAACAUUUUUAGAUAUUUUCUAGAGAAUUCAGACUCUAAAUUGAUUGUGAGAAUUUUGAGUUUUGAAGCAGAAGAGGUCUGUGCUUCUCUGACUAAAGUUCUGGGUACAAACCCCUUACUGCAGAGAGAACUGGAUCUGAGUGGGAAAAUAUCUGGAGACUCAGGAGUGAAGCAGCUCUCUGUUCUACUGAAGGAUCCACACUGUAGAACUGAGAAACUCAGGCUGAAUAAGAGCAGUAUUACACACAGAGGCUGUACUGAUCUGAUAUCAGCUCUUACUUCAAACCCUUCACACCUGACAGAACUGGACCUGAGUGAGAACACACUGGGAAAUUCAGGAGGGAUUCAGAUCUCUACUCUACUAAAGAAUUCAUCCUGUAAACUCCAGAAGCUUCUACUUUCAGACUGUAAUAUAACAGAGGAAGGAUACACUGCUCUGGUUAAACCUCUGAAGUCAAACCGCUCAUCACUCCUGACAGAGCUGGACCUCAGAGGGAACGACCCUGGAGCAUCAGGACUGAAGGAGCUUAGGAAUCUGAUAAAUGAUGAAAAAUGUAAACUGAAGACACUGAGGUUGUUAAAAAGUCCUGAUGCACAGAAAGCUUCUGAUCAUCUGACUGAAGUUCUGGGUAUAAACCCGAUACUGCAGACGGAUCUGAAUCUGAGUGGGAAAAUAAAAGGAGACUCAGGAGUAGAGCAGCUCUCUGUUUUACUGAAGGAUCCACACUGCAGACCUGAAACACUUCAGCUCAGUGAGUGUAAUCUGACAGAGAAAGGAUGUUCAGCUCUGCUCACAGCUCUCAGAUCAGAACACUCCACCCUGAAGGAGCUGAAUCUGAGUAAGAACAGGAUUCAGGAUUCAGGAGUGAAGCUGCUCUCUGAGGAACUGAAGAAUAAACUCUGUAAACUGGACACUCUGAGUCUUUCAGACUGCAGUAUAACAGAGGAAGGAUACACUGCUCUGGCUGAAGCUCUGAAAUCAUCUCACCUGAUAGAGCUGGAUCUCAGAGGGAACGACCCUGGAGCAUCAGGAGUGAAGCUGCUCACUGAUUUACUACAGGAUCCAGACUGUACACUGAACACACUGAGGUUGUUGAAAAGUCCUGAUGCAGAGGAAGCCUACACGUGUCUUACUAAAAUGUUCAGUAAAAACCCCUUACUGCACACGGAGCUGGAUCUGAUCAACAAAACACCUGAAGAUGUCAAAGUGAAGCAGCUUUCAGCUCUGCUGCAGGAUCCACAUUACAGACUGCAGAAACUUAGGUUGUAUAAAGUAGACAGUAUGACAGAUGAAGACUGUUCACAUGUGAUUUCUGCUCUGGUUUUAAACCCUUCACACCUGAGAGAUCUGAAUCUGAACAGGAAUAAACCAGGAGAGUCUGGACUGAGAAAUCUGUGUGAUUUCCUGAAGAAUCCUGAAUGUAAACUGCAGACACUAAAACUAUGUAACAGUGUAAGAGGGAAAUCCUGUGCUGAUUUGUCUUCAGCUCUCUGUACAAAUCCAUCACACAUCAGAGAGCUGGAUCUGAGUCGGUGUGAACUGGGAGACUCAGGAGUGGAGAAGCUCUGUGAUCUACUGAAGAAACACGAGUGUAAACUGGAGAAACUGCUACUAUGGAACAGUGUAAGAGGGAAAUCCUGUGCUGAUUUGUCUUCAGCUCUCUGUACAAAUCCAUCACACAUCAGAGAGCUGGAUCUGAGAGAGUGUGAACUGGGAGACUCAGGAGUGGAGAAGCUCUGUGAUCUACUGAAGAAACACGAGUGUAAACUGGAGAAACUGCUACUAUGGAAGAGUGUAAGAGGGAAAUCCUGUGCUGAUUUGUCUUCAGCUCUCUGUACAAAUCCAUCACACAUCAGAGAGCUGGAUCUGAGUGGGUGUGAACUGGGAGACUCAGGAGUGGAGAAACUCUGUGAUCUACUGAAGAAACACGAGUGUAAACUGGAGAAACUGCGACUAUGUAACAGUGUAAGAGGGAAAUCCUGUGCUGAUUUGUCUUCAGCUCUCUGUACAAAUCCAUCACACAUCAGAGAGCUGGAUCUGAGUGGGUGUGAACUGGGAGACUCAGGAGUGGAGAAGCUCUGUGAUCUACUGAAGAAACACGAGUGUAAACUGGAGAAACUGCUUCUUUCAGACUGCAGUAUAACAGAGGAAGGAUACACUGCUCUGGCUGAAGCUCUGAAAUCAUCUCACCUGAUAGAGCUGGAUCUCAGAGGGAACGACCCUGGAGCAUCAGGAGUAAAGCUGCUCACUGAUUUACUACAGGAUCCAGACUGUACACUGAACACACUGAGGUUGUUGAAAAGUCCUGAUGCAGAGGAAGCCUACACGUGUCUUACUAAAAUGUUCAGUAAAAACCCCUUACUGCACACGGAGCUGGAUCUGAACAACAAAACACCAAGAGACGUCAAAGUGAAGCAGCUUUCAGCUCUGCUGCAGGAUCCACAUUACAGACUGCAGAAACUUAGGUUGUAUAAAGGAGACAGUAUUGCAGAUGACUGUUCACGUGUGAUUUCUGCUCUGGUUUUAAACCCUUCACACCUGAGAGAUCUGAAUCUGAACAGGACUAAACCAGGAGAGUCUGGACUGAGAAAUCUGUGUGAUUUCCUGAAGAAUCCUGAAUGUAAACUGCAGACACUAAAACUAUGGAGGAGUGUAAGAGGGAAAUCCUGUGCUGAUUUGUCUUCAGCUCUCUGUACAAAUCCAUCACACAUCAGAGAGCUGGAUCUGAGUGAGUGUGAACUGGGAGACUCAGGAGUGGAGAAGCUCUGUGAUCUACUGAAGAAACACGAGUGUAAACUGGAGAAACUGCUACUAUGUAACAGUGUAAGAGGGAAAUCCUGUGCUGAUUUGUCUUCAGCUCUCUGUACAAAUCCAUCACACAUCAGAGAGCUGGAUCUGAGUCGGUGUGAACUGGGAGACUCAGGAGUGGAGAAGCUCUGUGAUCUACUGAAGAAACACGAGUGUAAACUGGAGAAACUGCAACUAUGUUACAGUAUAAGAGGGAAAUCCUGUGCUGAUUUGUCUUCAGCUCUCUGUACAAAUCCAUCACACAUCAGAGAGCUGGAUCUGAGGUGGUGUGAACUGGGAGACUCAGGAGUGGAGAAGCUCUGUGAUCUACUGAAGAAACACGAGUGUAAACUGGAGACACUGCUACUACGUUACAGUGUAAGAGGGAAAUCCUGUACUGAUUUGUCUUCAGCUCUCUGUACAAAUCCAUCACACAUCAGAGAGCUGGAUCUGAGUCAUUGUGAACUGGGAGACUCAGGAGUGGAGAAGCUCUGUGAUCUACUGAAGAAACACGAGUGUAAACUGGAGAAACUGCUACUAUGGAACAGUGUAAGAGGGAAAUCCUGUACUGAUUUGUCUUCAGCUCUCUGUACAAAUCCAUCACACAUCAGAGAGCUGGAUCUGAGUGAGUGUGAACUGGGAGACUCAGGAGUGGAGAAGCUCUGUGAUCUACUGAAGAAACACGAGUGUAAACUGGAGAAACUGCUGUUAAUAAACUGCAGAAUAACAGAUAGAGGCUGUGCUGCUCUGACUGAGGCUCUGAAGUUAAACUCCUCACAUCUGAAAGUGCUGAAUCUGAGUCUGAAUAAACUGAAAAAUUCAGUCAGAGAUCUGGAGGAGAUACUGAAGCGUUCAGGAGGAGAGCUAAUAUAUUAUUAAUCCACAUGCUGAUCCAUUUCUUCACUGGUGAUAACUGACCUGAUAAACAGCUCUCUCCCUGGAGCCGAGUUCUCUGUACACUAGAAGGAACAAAGACACAGAACAGAGAGGAAGCAGUGUGUACAGUAAUGUAUGGAGCAGUGUGUACAGUAAUGGAGGGAGCAGUGUGUCCAGUAAUGGAGGGAGCAGUGUGUCCAGUAAUGGAGGGAGCAGUGUGUACAGUAAUGUAGGGAGCAGUGUGUACAGUAAUGUAGGGAGCAGUGUGUACAGUACUGGAGGGAGCAGUGUGUACAGUACUGGAGGGAGCAGUGUGUACAGUAAUGGAGGGAGCAGUGUGUACAGUAAUGGAGGGAGCAGUGUGUACAGUAAUGGAGGGAGCAGUGUGUACAGUAAUGGAGGGAGCAGUGUGUACAGUACUGUAAGGAGCAGUGUGUACAGUAAUGUAAGGAGCAGUGUGUACAGUAAUGUAAGGAGCAGUGUGUACAGUAAUGUAUGGAGCAGUGUGUACAGUAAUGGAGGGAGCAGUGUGUACAGUAAUGGAGGGAGCAGUGUGUACAGUAAUGUAGGGAGCAGUGUGUACAGUACUGUAAGGAGCAGUGUGUACAGUAAUGGAGGGAGCAGUGUGUACAGUAAUGUAGGGAGCAGUGUGUACAGUACUGUAAGGAGCAGUGUGUACAGUAAUGGAGGGAGCAGUGUGUACAGUAAUGUAGGAAACAGUGUGGAUGAUGAUUACACUCAGCAGAACCAGGUCAGUAAUGGGACACUCACUGACUCCACAAGUCCAGAAAGUCAUCCUUCAGGCAGUUUCUAGAAGAUCAGAGAACAGAAGACAAGUCAGUAACACCACUAAUACACAGAGGCAACAAAACAGGAGCUCCACAAGCAGUCCCACCUCCAAACCAUGGAACAAACAGUAGCAGAUAAACACCAGAGAAACUCAUCACUGCUGGACAGAAGGAGACAAAAGUGUCCUGUGUUCUGUAGGGAACUGACUCCUAUUUCAGAGAAUUCACUUUCUGGACAAUAAAAUAGAUCCAAAUGUAAGUGUUGGUUUUUGUCCAUGUUCUGGUUAAUGGUCCUUCCUUUAACCCUAAAUCUCUUAUUCAGCACAAACUGAAAUAAAGCUGAUGGUAAGAAAGUGAGAGAAGAGGAAGUCUGACUCUGUUCUAGUUCUCUUUCACACUCAGACUGAAUCUGUCUUAAAUUUAUGAAUUAUUUCUUAUGGAUGUAAAAUGUCUUCAUAAUAAACAGAAUCCUUUACUAUGUCUGGAAUUUCCUCCUGCUGGUGUUUUUAAUUUUUAUUUUAAAUGACUUUAAGUUGUUAAGGUUAUAGCUGAAUAUAAAGUCUUAAAUGUUAUCAUGUUCUUCACUACAUUAAUUACACACAAAUCAGUAGCACCAGAUGAAAGAGAUGCUCUAAUCCUCUAUCAGAAAUGUUUACAUGUAGAAUGAUGAACUGUGUCCAGUCAGCAACAGCGCCACCUACUGGAUGAGGAAUUAUCAUCAGGAAUUCAUCAAACUGUGUAACACUAUGUCUUUAAAAUUUCACAAAUAAAAUCAGAUUAAGUUUAAAGCUCUGUU
Hemibagrus wyckioides is the source of this 15663-nucleotide messenger RNA. RefSeq lists its product as uncharacterized. Bases 154 to 14082 code for a protein of 4642 amino acids. The transcript is spliced from 59 exons. NCBI's taxonomy places the organism in Eukaryota, Metazoa, Chordata, Actinopteri, Siluriformes, Bagridae. Gene Ontology annotation, molecular function: protein binding. The record is from RefSeq and is a predicted model, not a curated record.